Messenger RNA from Aspergillus tanneri, 888 nucleotides. RefSeq lists its product as uncharacterized. Bases 1 to 888 code for a protein of 295 amino acids. NCBI's taxonomy places the organism in Eukaryota, Fungi, Ascomycota, Eurotiomycetes, Eurotiales, Aspergillaceae. The record is from RefSeq and is a predicted model, not a curated record. The transcript is spliced from 4 exons.
AUGGCAGCAAAUAUUAGUGUUUAUCACGCGCACCCAGGCACCACACGCAUGGACGAGUCCCCGUACGGCAUAACAGCACGGCAGCGCAAGAAAUGGCGGCAGUUAUGGCACCUCGCCACUACCCACCGGGAUAUUCCCGGCCAGCCGCAGGACGAGGACACAGCAUGGCGUAUGACCCCGAUCGAAGGGCCGGGACCGAUAGCAGGGCCCGGAGACUUAUCCCCGAUCUUAUCGCGCGUGAUCAAGGUGGCGCGCUUUAUAAUCGUCCAGAAAGCGCUUUGGUUGGAUCCGAAUCCGGAGGAGAUUAUCGCGGUGUGGCAGAAGAAGAGUAACUGCGCGCAGUAUCCCAUCGUCGCCCCCACAUCGCCCAUUACCAGCAGUAAUCCCCAACCGAUAGUGAAUAUCCGCCGGCAGAAUCGCGGGAAAACAUUCCAGGAGCACGUGGAGUGGAUGGUGCAGCGGUUUAUAGUGCAUGGCACCCACAGCCCAAUACAAACGUUGCAGGAUUGGCGCACCGCCCGGGCACAUUACAUAAAACCAUGGCGACGAGCUCGGAUACAAGCAUAUCACAUUUACCAGGGGCGAUUUCUGCGGAUUUGUCCAUGGAUUGGUCGGGGCCACACGCCAGAUAUUGUGCGAGAUACUGUGCGUGACGGCGCGGGAAGAUAUUCCCAGUAUUCUAUGGCACGCGAUCUACGACGACCCCAUGCAGGCCACGGUGGGAUAGAAUUUUUGCGGGAUCAGCGCACGCAAUGGCCGGUGGGGCCCAAAUGGAUGAUCGGCUGGUUGCGGGCCGAGCCGGCCAUGCAGAAGGAGUUUACUGUCCAGCGCCAAGCCCGACGGCUGCAUAUGCCAAAGGUGGCGCAGUAUCUAGAGCGCGUGGCAUGA